This is a messenger RNA of Pseudocercospora fijiensis CIRAD86, 1083 nucleotides long. RefSeq lists its product as uncharacterized. The coding region runs from base 1 to 1083 and encodes 360 amino acids. The record is from RefSeq and is a predicted model, not a curated record. NCBI's taxonomy places the organism in Eukaryota, Fungi, Ascomycota, Dothideomycetes, Mycosphaerellales, Mycosphaerellaceae. The transcript has 3 exons. Gene Ontology annotation, biological process: lipid biosynthetic process. Gene Ontology annotation, molecular function: oxidoreductase activity; iron ion binding.
AUGGACGUCGUCCUCGAGGUCUUCGACACCUUCCUCUUCGAUCGCAUGUACGCGAAUGUUCUCCCUAUACAUCGCUCAGCAUCCUCCUUCGACCCUGUCUCGACAAUCGCCGCCAAUGCCACUCAAGCUGUCUUUGCGCGAUCAGCAUGGCAAUUCGAGCCAGCAAGCGCCUACUUCUCUGUACAACCCAGCGAGUACGCAUACAUGAGCCGCUGGGACCGAGAUAACAUCUACCGCCAGUUUGUGAGCUUAUACAUUCUCACAUGGAUCUUCGGUCUCUUCAUAUACUUCUUCUGCGCGACGCUGAGCUAUAUCUUCGUAUUCGACAAGACCACUUUCCAGCAUCCCAAAUACCUCAAAAACCAGAUGCGCAUGGAAAUCCGACAGACUAUGGAGUCCAUCCCGAUCAUGGCUAUCUUUACCGUGCCUUUCUUCCUUGCUGAGGUGAGAGGAUACUCCUUCAUCUAUGACAGCGUCAGCAACCCCGGUUUCUCGCACCCACUGCUCGAAUCUCUCGGCGCCUGGUACAACUGGCUGCAGUUCCCGCUCUUCCUCAUGUUCACCGACUUCUGCAUCUACUGGAUCCACCGUGGUCUGCACCACCCACUCGUAUACAAGCGCCUCCACAAGCCACACCAUAAGUGGAUCAUGCCAACCCCAUACGCCUCGCACGCUUUCCACCCUCUCGAUGGCUACAGCCAGAGCGUGCCAUACCACCUAUUCCCCUUCAUCUUCCCGCUCCAGAAAUUCGCAUACAUCGCACUCUUCACCUUCAUCCAAAUCUGGACCGUCAUGAUUCACGAUGGAGAAUACGUGGCCAACUCGCCCAUCAUCAACGGUGCCGCAUGCCACACAAUGCACCAUCUGUACUUCAACUACAACUACGGCCAAUUCACCACCCUAUGGGACCGCCUCGGCGGCAGCUACCGAAAGCCGAAUGAGGAGCUGUUUAAAAGGGAGGAGAAGAUGAGCGAAGAGGAGUGGAAGAGACAGACGAAAGAGAUGGAGAAGAUGGUCGCAGAGGUCGAAGGCGUGGACGACCGAAGUUACGGACCUCCUGAAGCCAUUAAGAAGAUUCAGUGA